AGAAGAUGCACAUCUGCAUUCGCAAAUACAAAAUACACAAGCUUAUGCUUGCAACCUAUUUGUUGGUGGAUGGAUUUUGGACUUCGGACUCACAAUACAAUGGAUAUAGUUGAGUAUGUCUAGAUGAGUGGAGAAGAGCAACUCCUAUGUUGAGGAACAAAGAGAGACACUUGUCAUCUCUUCAUUCAGAAUUGGAUGCCCUUUUCUGGUCGAUGGAAUAUGCUUCGACACAUGACAUGUCAGCACUUUGGGACGGACUGCAAGAAUGUCAUUUCAAUGAUACAAACCCCAUCAGCAGGGUCGGGUUUUUUCAACAGAAUUGGCGGAGAUAACUUCAGUACAAACAAGAUUCUAUAGGAUUUCAAGAUCAGAUAUAUACCAAGAGCAAAGAACCGGACAACAUAUUUUUUAGCCAAGAUAACACGAUCUUUUCGUAAAAACUUAGUUUUUGUUAGUUGUUCUAUUGCGGUCUGAAUUUCCAUACCACGUCUAGUUUGUGUAAUAGAAUAGUGUUUGAAAAAAAAAACAUAGUAUAUUUUUAUGGCAAUGGUUUUUUUCCUUAUCUCAGUAUCUACCAUACACAUACGAUGCGUUUGGAACUAUCAAUCUAAAUCCAUAGAGUAUACGAAUCUCCGUUGUUUCACAUCAAGAAUUCUUCACAUUAUUCACAUGCGUUUGGAUUUAUGUUUCUGUCCAAUGGCUAGGCCAUUUCACAUGUUACAAGGACCACGGUACAAUUAUAUCUGUCCAAUGUCAAAACAAACUUUAUAUAAUAACUGAAAUGUUCACAUCAUGCGCAUGUUUAUCAAGUGUACAUAAGCAACUAGUCAAAGAUUUGUCCACAUCCUAUUCGAAAAAAUUACUAUAUUCACCUUAAAGGUUGAGGACCAAUCAUUUAAAGACAUGGCUUCCUAUUUUUCUCUUUUGCGUCAUUUCUUUAUGAUCUUUAUUAAUGUUACAAAGUUCUCCAUCAUCUUUUCGUCAUAUCCGAAAUGGUAGAAGUGACCGUGAUAUCUUCGAGCACAGUUCGGCCCAAAAACAUACACAAAUCUGGUCGAACAAAGAUCCAUCUAACUCCUCAUGAUCUUGAUCUUCUUUAUCUUGUUUAUCCUCAGAGAGGUCUUCUCUUCCCUAAACCAGACCCAAACAGCCAUGUCAUCCCUCGAUUAAAGGCCGCUCUUUCCACUGCCUUAGAUAUCUAUUUUCCGUUUGCCGGUCGUCUAGUCAAGGUGAACAAUCCUGAAGACAAUACAGUGUCGUUUUACAUCAACUGCAACGGUUCUGGCGCCAAAUUCAUUCAUGCCAAAGCUGAAUCCGUCUCCGUGAACGACCUCCUUGAGUCUCACGGUUCUGUUCCUUGUUUCAUAGAUCUUUUUUUCCCAGCGAACGAUGUUGAGAGUCAUGACGCCCUAAUCUCAGAGCCCUUGCUUGCGGUGCAAGUCACCGAGAUGAAAGAUGGAGUUUUCAUCAGUUAUGGUUAUAAUCACAUGGUGGCCGAUGGCUCUUCCUUCUGGAGUUUCUUCCAUUCUUGGUCCAGGAUUUGCCAGACCGGUUCGGGUUCUAAUUUUCAGCCUCUUGUUCUCAAAGAUUGGUUCCUCGACAAGAUUGAUUACCCUAUACAUAUCCCAGUUUCAGAGAUGGAGACACCACCAAAUUGUGAAACUUCAACUAAGGAGAGAGUUUUUCACUUCACAAGGAAGAAGAUUACGUAUCUCAAAGCCAAAGCCAACGAGGAAAUUGGCUCCGUUGAUUCGAAAAUCUCUUCUCUUCAAGCUGUUGUAGCAUAUCUAUGGCUAUCAAUCAUGAGACACAGCGGUCUAAACAGAGAAGAAUUGACGCAAUGCAAAAUAGCCGCGGAUAUGAGGCGGAGGCUCGACCCUCCUCUCAAGAAAGAGUGUUUUGGGAAUGUGACAGCUCUCGCGGUUGCGACAACCAACGUGGGAGAUCUGUUGGAUCAUGGGGUAGGAUGGACUGCUUUGCAAAUAAGUAAAACGGUGAGGUCACAGACGAAUAUAAGUUACAAAACCUUUGCGGAGAAUUGGGUUAAAAAUGUGAAGAUCCCAAAAAUAGGAGUUGGAAGUAGGCUGGCUGAUCGUUCUUUGAUCGUAGCGGGCUCUCCAUGGUUUGAAGUGUAUGAUCAUGAUUUCGGUUGGGGAAAACCGAUUGCAGCUCGAGCUGGCCCGGGUAAUGGUAUUGGUGGUUUGCUCGUAAUGUUUCGUGGAGUUGAAGAAGGGAGUAUUGAUGUCCAUGCGACCUUGACGUCAUCUUUAUGGUCUGAUGUACUAAUGAACCUAUUUUCUGAAUAAAUUGAUUGGGAAAUAAA
Messenger RNA from Brassica napus (rape), 2323 nucleotides. RefSeq lists its product as uncharacterized. The record is from RefSeq and is a predicted model, not a curated record. The transcript has a single exon. NCBI's taxonomy places the organism in Eukaryota, Viridiplantae, Streptophyta, Magnoliopsida, Brassicales, Brassicaceae. The coding region runs from base 993 to 2306 and encodes 437 amino acids.